AUGGGUGAGGCUGGACAUUGUUCUAUUGCAUGUCAGAUGGGUGUAUGGCCUAACGGUGGACCUCGCAAAAGUCGUAAAGCUAAAAACAGGGCCUGGAGCAAUAUUCUACCUUCUUCAAAGGGUCCAGACUGUCGAUCAUAUGCUGACUUCACCAGAUCAAUGCUUGGCUACACCACCAAAAACCCAGAAUUUCCUGAUCCACCAUCUAUGAUCGAAAUUGUCAGCCUUCCUCCACUUACAAAGGAAGCCAUCUUCCAUGAUUCUUCAGUGUUUACAUUGUACAACUCUUCCACCCAUUCCGACCCAACCUGCAACUGGGUGCCAUUCAAGGCACUUCUCGAGGCUGAUCUUUCAAGACACUCAAUCCAUCGAUACACAUUUCAAUGGGAUGCGUUUAAUGGGGAAGACAGCGAAUGGAAUCAAAUAAUGAUAUAUUUCACUGUGAAACAUUGGAAAUUUGCCAAAAAUGCUUCUGCUUUUGACGGGUAUGGACUGGAUCUUGAUCAAGAUAAAGAAAUCAUCCAAAUCGGUAUUGUGACUCGCUGGCUGUGUGGGAAAAUUGAGCAGAUCAAGAAUGGGUUUAACGAAGAUUCCAAAGUUAGACAGAGGUACAGGACUAGGAAAAAACGAGAACUUUGGGAAUAUCGCCGAGAAACUCUCACAAGACAUCUUCCCGAAUAUCUUGACCUCCUACCCAAUGCCGACUGUUGUUCAGAAACUGAAGAUAACCCUCAAGUUGCAGUUCAGCGAUCCAUUCGUCCUUACUGGCGCAGUGAAAAGUACGGCAACUGGAUCCAUGAAAUCGAUGGGCUUUCCUAUGAUCAUCAAGCCAGUGUUAUGCGAAGAUUACACGCAGCAAGACGAUUUGAUACUCAUCGCCAGGAAGGAAGCACAAUCAACCCUCUUUCCAAGGUGUGUGCUGGGCUGCCAGAAGACUGUUAUGAUAGUACUUUCCUCACUCAACAUAAUGAGCUUGCUAGACAUAGUUUAAGAAUCAUAUCCAAUGUGAACCACCUUGACAACGCUCUGACUGCUAUUGCUGCCCGUCGUAUCUAA
This is a messenger RNA of Melampsora larici-populina 98AG31, 1056 nucleotides long. RefSeq lists its product as uncharacterized. The transcript is spliced from 3 exons. The record is from RefSeq and is a predicted model, not a curated record. Lineage: Eukaryota; Fungi; Basidiomycota; Pucciniomycetes; Pucciniales; Melampsoraceae. The coding region runs from base 1 to 1056 and encodes 351 amino acids.